Messenger RNA from Thermochaetoides thermophila DSM 1495, 795 nucleotides. RefSeq names its product putative FMN binding protein. NCBI's taxonomy places the organism in Eukaryota, Fungi, Ascomycota, Sordariomycetes, Sordariales, Chaetomiaceae. The record is from RefSeq and is a predicted model, not a curated record. Bases 1 to 795 code for a protein of 264 amino acids. The transcript is spliced from 2 exons.
AUGCCCCUCCGCAACCUCCAGUAUCCCAAACACCCCUACAACACAGUCAAGCGCUACAAAGACCGCGCUGACUACUCCCUUAGCACAAUCCACUCCAUCUUCAACACCUCACCCCUUCUGCAUAUCUCCUUUGUCGACCCCAACUCCGACGUCCCCUUCCCUUCCUCCCUCCCCAUGAUCGGCCGCCUCGGCUCCUUCACCAACCCCUCUGCCGACCUCGGCGAAGUGCUUGACCUCUACCUGCACGCAUAUGUCUCGUCUCGUCUCGUCAACCUCGUUCGAGAGGCCAGCAAUUCCCCCGAGAGCAAAGGCUUCCCGGUGACGGUGUCGACGGCACAUGUGGACGGGAUUGUGUUGGCACUGACGCCAAAUGCGCAUAGCUACAACUACCGCAGCGCCACCGUCUUCGGCUACGCGACGCUGGUCACGGACGUCGAAGAAAAACUGUACGCGAUGCAGCUGAUUACGGAUGGGGUUGUCCCGGGGAGAUGGGAGAACACGCGGGUGCCGCCUAAUAAGGGGGAGAUGGCUAGCACGGCGGUGGUGAGGGUGAAGAUUGUGAGCGGGAGCGGGAAGGUUAGAAGUGGGGGGUGUCAUGAUGAUAGGGGAGAUUUAGAGAGCGAGGAGGUGACAGGAAGGGUGUGGGCGGGGGUUGUGCCGGUUUGGACGAUGUAUGGGGAACCGGUGCCUGCGGGUUAUAAUCGAGUUGCGGAGGUGCCGGCGUAUUUGGAAGAAUGGAGGAAAGAGGGGAAUAGAGGGAGGGAGGAGUUAGCCAAGGAGGCGAUGAAGGAGUAA